Cajanus cajan (pigeon pea) is the source of this 741-nucleotide messenger RNA. Lineage: Eukaryota; Viridiplantae; Streptophyta; Magnoliopsida; Fabales; Fabaceae. The record is from RefSeq and is a predicted model, not a curated record.
CCAAAAACAAAAAAACCCCAAGCAUCCCAACCUCAACCUCGCUGUUCCUCGAACACCAAAACGCGACACAAACAAACCAUGUGCCCUUCCGGUCGAACCCUCGCCUCCGGUUUCCGACCGGCAUUCGACGUCCUCGACGCCGACCGCGACGGAAGAAUCAGCCGCGACGACCUCCGCGCCUUCUACGCAGGGCUCCACGGCAGCGGCGGCGGCGAGGAGGCGAUCGGGGCAAUGAUGACGGUGGCCGACACGAACAAGGACGGGUUCGUGGAGUACGAGGAGUUCGAGCGCGUGGUCGCGGGAAACGCGGAGCCAAGCGCGUGGGGGGCCAUGGAGGAGGUUUUCAGGGUUAUGGACAAGGACGGAGACGGCAAGCUCAGCCACCGUGACUUGAAGACUUACAUGGCCUCCGCGGGGUUUCCGGCCACCGACGAUGACACCCCCGCCAUGAUUCGCUUCGGCGGCGGCGACCAACACGGCGGCGUCACCUUCGAUGGUUUGCUUCGUAUAUUAUCGCUGGAUUCUUUUGCUGCUUAUUGAUUAAAGUUAAACCAACCAACCCCUUGUGUUUUUUUUUUAUUCCCAUAAACAAGUGUAUUGGGUUUUCGACUUUGUCCAAGUUUGGCAAAUUACAGUGAAUAACUUAGUACUCUCUAAAUAUAUGCAAAAAUGGUUGUUCAUUAAUAAAGAAUAAUUACUCCGAAAAUGAAUAGUAUUUGCCAGUGAUCAACUUUUCCGAAA